Temnothorax curvispinosus is the source of this 1412-nucleotide messenger RNA. Its product is annotated as radial spoke head protein 9 homolog. The coding region runs from base 175 to 1017 and encodes 280 amino acids. The record is from RefSeq and is a predicted model, not a curated record. NCBI's taxonomy places the organism in Eukaryota, Metazoa, Arthropoda, Insecta, Hymenoptera, Formicidae. The transcript is spliced from 4 exons. Gene Ontology annotation, biological process: axoneme assembly; cilium movement involved in cell motility; motile cilium assembly. Gene Ontology annotation, cellular component: axoneme; radial spoke.
UCUAGAAAGAAUAAAGAAAUUAACUCUCAUCGUCGAUGCAUGACUUUUUAGAACACCAUUUAAAUGACGUUAUUAAUACGUAACAUUUGAAAAGAGACAAUCUCGAGCGUCAAGGAUUGUCAAAAAUGUCGAGGUCUUCAUAAGCUAUUAUACGAGCUAUUAUAAGUAAGCAAAAUGGAUUGCUUAAAGUUACUGGAAACUCUUGAUAUAUUCGGCUGCACCGGUAUUUGCAUAAGUACCGAAAGCUCGCAGCUGCUGCAGAAUUCGCUGCUCAUUUUGCAGACGGAAAAUCACUUUCGAAAAUGUUACUAUUGGGGCAGGAUCAAUGGGAUACAAAACGACUAUCACGUCGCGUACGGUUACGAAAAGGAUUGCAUGAACGGUCAGGUAUAUUAUUACAGCACAGAUGGUAUGAAUUGGCUACUGCUGCCAAAAGCGACGAAAUGCGGACGAUUUCUGAGCCCCUUGGCGAUUAAUAAGUUCGAAGGUGAUCCAUCCAUCGUCACGAACGUUUACGACGUCAAUCCACCGUUUCCGCCAAAUGAGGAUCCUAAGACUUAUUACGAGGAUCCUAUGCCGAAGGAAUUGAAGGAAGAGGAUCGUCUCGCGGCCACCGUGGAAUCGAUUACCGAGGAUGCUGCGAUCAUUCCGCGAGGGGCCUGGUUCAAGUGCCCGAACGGCGAUGUGAUCGAGAAUUCGAGUUUCGGCGGCCUGCGCGAGGUGGACGCCGCGAAUCUGAAAUCCUAUUUGCACGCCCGUCCCCCGAAGCAGAAGUGGAACGUGAAUUUGUCGUCCCGGUCCGAUUACAAUUACGCGCUGGACUUUUUGGACAGCACAGACAUGGACGUUCCUCAGGAAUGUUGGAAUCUGCAGUUUCUCUUGGGCGGUCGUCUGGCCGUUGUGCAUAGCUUGUAUUGGCACGGAAUGACUUUCUUCCACAAGUUGAACUCUCCUCAUCAUGGAUUUUUAUACGUUGGACACGGAAAGAAGAAUCUAGAUCUUCCGUUCAUGAUCUGAUGCGAGAUACACAAACGAUUGUGCGAGAUUACAUAAAUUGUUACGGGGAAACGGCAUUAAUAUAAUAAAUGAUGAUGCUAUAUAAUUCAAAUUCCAAACGUAAAUGUAUAAUAUAGAAACGACGUCAUUUCGGUCAUUUAGUUUAUUUUAAUGCAAUAUGUCCGUAAAGCGAAGCAACGCGAUGAGUUGCAAGAGCGAAACCAUCCGGUUGAACGAUCGGUUAAUCGAUACGCGCGUCGAUGUAAUUCGUAACGCUAUUGUCCUUAAUGUCCGUUCCCGUCACAAGAAUCCGUUGUUCGCUCGCAUUCCUGCGUGUAUUUAUUUGUGUCCGCUUUCGGCGACGUCCUCGACUUCGCGACAAUGUUAAAUUUCGUGCUUCCUGCUGAACGCGUGUG